AUUAGACUCAUGAAUUUGAUGUCGAUUAUUGAGACCAGAGACCCCACAUUAAUAUGAUAUUGUCCGUCUGGGUUUCCCCCACGUAUUUGUUCUUGUACACCUUCCCGAAUGACCUCGUAUUAAUAGAGUUAUAGAUGGAUAUUUGUAUCCACGUGAACUUUCCCUUGUAUGUCUAAUGUGGCACUUGGAUUGCACCUCAAGACAGCAACAUCUAUCCAUGUCAUUUGACUUGCGGUAAGUCAAAAUUAAGUAUCCAAUUUUUUGGUUUAGAGAACGUGGAUGUAAAGCAGUAACUAGUUGAACAUCGCCACUCCACAAAAUUUUGUGGCAAACCCAUUGGCCUUAGUGUAUACAAAAGAAAAAUACAAUUGAUAGAGUUUGAAAUUUUCCAUCAAAUCGAUUUUUAAAAUGCAUCUUGGAAUACACUAGAUAUUUUAUGAUUAGGGGUGAGCAUUAGGAGGUUGAACCCACAAAUCUAUCUGCAACUAACUCAUCCAUUCUGUUGUGAGUGGGUCCCGUACAAAUUGUAAAAUAGGUGACCCAAUAUAUAUUGGGUCCUAUCCUAUGAAUGGAAUGUGGUUGACUUGGGAUCCAACCUACCUUUUAAUCUCAAACCAUCCAAUAUCUAACAUAUGUCUUUAAAUAAACUAAAAUCCUAAAAAUUAUUAAAAAACAAUUUCCCCCAAUUUCAAGCAAAAUAUCUUCUCAAAUCUUUAGUUAUCCUUUCUUCUCAAGUUUGAGUGAAUAUAUUCUCAAACUUAUAGUUAUCGAUGAUAAUUGAUAUUUUUUCCCGUUACUGAAAUUAUAUACCAUAUAUUCACUUCCUUUUAUGAUUCUUUGCUCACUUUUCUUCUUUUUAAUUUUUAUACUAAUUUGGAUUGUUCAUUUGAGGAGCGUUCUAUGUCUGAUUAUAACUCUGUACUUGAACAAUUAGCUAGAUUUAUGUUGAAACUUCAUCUUCAUUUUUUAUUGGGUUAAUUGCAUGGUUGGUCACUGAGAUUACAAAAAACGUUCAAGUUUGGUCACUCGAAAUAUUUAAAUCCAUUGAUGGUACUUCAGUUUACUGAAACCGUUCAAGUUUGGUCACUCUCCGUCCAACUCCGUUAACUUUUGCUGAUGUGGCAAUCAACUCUCAAAGUUGACCGUUAACUUAGUGACGUGGCAUUUAAAAAAUAAUAAAUAAAAUUUAAUUUAAUUUAUUUUAAUGUUCAACUCAUUUUUUCCAUAAAAUAAAUAAAUAAAAUAAAAUUUAUUAUAAUUAUCAAAUUGAAGGGGCACUUCCUCCUCGUCGGAGCAGCGACGCCUUCCCCCAUUAUAUAAAGUGCAGAUUAGGGAGCUGCAGAUAACAAAACAGAGGAGAAGGGAAUGAGUUCACAUCCUUAAGCCUCUAUACUUAAGAAGCUCCUUAAGUUAAUGUGGGCCAUUAGAUCAAUCUUAAGUAGUUAGUGGGUUGUUAGUGGACAGUUAGCUGUUUUUAGGUUGUUAGGGGUAAGAAUGACAUUGCAAUUUUAGUUUAGUUAAUUAUUAAUGUAUUUAUUUAUACUAACCCCAUGUCUUACGUUGGUAAACUAGGGUUUUUUGUAUUGUUCUCUAGGUUUUUCUGCUUCCACAAGUUCUACGGCUCCGGCGACGUCGACAUGCAGCAACAUCGUUUUUCUGGUGCAGGGGAUACCUGCGAUCGUCUGCCGGUUUUUGGUGCACUAGUCGUCGACAGCAGCGUCGCGAAUCUCGUUCAUUCUGCAGCUUCCCAACUUCUUCCUUCCGUUGUUUGCAGCGCCGCGAAUCUCGUUAAAUCCGCAGCUUCAUGACUUCCAUCCAUCGUUUCAACGCCUCAAAUCUUAUCGGGUGGAGCAGCUUCACGUCGCCGCACAUUCCAUCGUUGAAGCUUCCUUCGACAUCUUACCUUUCGUGUGUUUUUUGCUCAGACGAGUAUGCAUCGUGGGUUGGUUGUUAACCUAAUCUGAUCUAUGUAUUAACAUUUUGUGAAGUAAUGGUCAACGAUUCUUCCUAUGGCCAUGAAAGGUUUUCAAUCUUGUUAUUGUUUCUUUGUGGUGAUUGUUAACCUUUCAUCGCUGAUUGUUAACCUUUUGUAGUUGAUUGUUAAUGUUCUUACGUUGAUAACAAUUUGGCUAUAGGCAACAAAGUAUGGUUAACAAAUUUUGUUUUCCUUUUCAACGAUUUACAACAACACUUUAAUGACAUACAUUGUGGUUAUUAACGUUUUCCUAAUAAUCAGUAUCGUAAUUUGAAUCAUUAUCAAUGGGUGGUUAUAGCUUAUCACUGUUGGGGAAAGCAUUAUUAAUAAUAUGUAGUGCGAUUGACAAUCAUUAGAUUUGUUCAUUAUCAAUGAUUUUUAAUGAAUCUCAUGGAACGCUUACAAUUAUAGAACAUUUAUUUUUACUUAAAACAUAUACUGUUAUCAAUGACCAUCAAUUAAAUUAUUAACAUUUUUCUACCACUGUUAACAUCGUAAUUUAACGUUAUCAACGUUUCUCCAAGGCAUCAUUAACAAUAUACUGUCAUAAUUACAGUUAUCAACUAUUAUGUGAGGUAUCAUUAACAAUGUAAUGUAAAGUUAUCUACGGUAAAACGUAUACCGUUAUCAAUGACCUUAAUUAAAUUACUAAGUUUUAUACAACCGUUAAUAAUGCAAUGUAAUGUAAUUAACGUUUAUGCAAAGUAUCAUUAAAAAUAUGAGUUUCCCAUAAUAAUUUUAGGAUAUUUGAAAAGUCAUUAUUAACGACAUCUCGUAUUGUUUCCUCCGACCCGACCCUUUCUUCGUCGGCGCCGGCGAUCAUCUCUUUCCUUAUAUCCUACCUCCUAGAGUUCGUUGUAUAUGAGCUUUUUUGUCUGUGUUGCAGGGAGAUUUCAUCAUUGCAACCCAGCCGCCGUGAAUAACAGCUUGAGUUUUUAUUAACAGCCUCGUAGAGCAUUGUCAAUGGUUUGUAUUGUAUUUAAUAACUCAACAUGGGUUUUUAUUAACAUAUAGUGGUAUCAUUAUUAACAUGUGGCAUGCGGAAUUAGUUAUGGAAUUUCAUGGAUUGUUAACGGCUUAAUUAGUAAUGUUUUCAAAUUUUGUAUGUACAUGUGAAUUUCGAAGGUGGGAAAUGUAAAUGUCACUUUCAAUAAAAAAAAUGUUAAUCACAAAUCAUUGAACCGCUAAUAACACUUCCAUAUUACAUUAAUAAUAGUCCACAAUAUUUUGGAUUUUACACUCCAUUCUUAACCAUGAACAUUGAUUGUGACAAUCCCUCAAUAGUAUGAUUAAACAUCUCCACGCAACACAUUCACCAAAACAUAGUAUAUAUUAUUGAUAAUGGUAUAAAAAAUGACUAAUAAUUAAAACAAAAACCGUUCAUAACACAUUAACAAAAAAUAGAAUACCAUUAAUAAUAUUUACCACCGAUUUUGAACACAAAAUCCAUAUGACACGUUUAAGAAAACCACAUGUCCUUACGAUGUUAAUAACGACAAUGUAAAUUAUUAAUCCACAUGUCCUUACGAUGUUAAUAACGACAAUGUAAAUCAUUAAUAAUAACUGCAUAACCUUUAACAAUUACCUUAUAUCCAGUACCAAAUCCUCAACUUUCGUUAAUAACAUAAUAUAGUAGUGUUACCAUAAUUGGUUACUAACAAACUUGGUUAAUAAUAAUGCAAAUAACUUUGUUAAUAAUAUUGUCCAUACCGUUAUGAACACACCGUCAGCGUCAUAAGUUUCUAAUUGGGUUCAGAUUGUAAAUCUAGAGCCAAAAGACUAAUACUUCGCACCAAUUCGGUUAAUAACGUUAAUGAUUAUUA
Molecule: messenger RNA, 3798 nt
Organism: Linum trigynum
Lineage: Eukaryota; Viridiplantae; Streptophyta; Magnoliopsida; Malpighiales; Linaceae
Source: the annotation of a GenBank genome assembly